CUAAAACCCAUUUCCCAAAUUUCUUCCCUAUCCAAUCCAUUCUCUUUUCUGCAUGUAAAAAUCCUAUAAAUACAAACCCACAACCUUUUCAAUCCUUCCCCAACAAAACCCAUUUCCUGAUUCUUCAUCAAAACUCUUCUAAAUCCUUCCCAUCAAUCAAAUCAAAUCCCUUUCUCUCUGUUUCCCCUUCUUAUGUUUCACCACACUCGGUGGACCACCAUGACUCAGUCUUCGACUCACUGGACUCGGUCCGAGGACAAGCUUUUCGAGGAGGCUUUGGUGGUUGUUCCGGCCAACUUACCUGAUCGGUGGCAAAGGGUCGCCGACCAUGUCCCUGGUAAGUCUCCCAGGGAGGUUAAAGAUCACUACGACGCUUUGGUUCACGAUGUCCUUGAAAUUGACUCUGGUCGAGUUGAGUUACCGAGUUAUGCCGAUGAAUCGGCGGUGGGUUUGCCGGAAUGGGACUCUUCUGGACAGAUCUCUUUUGGAUCCAAGGCUAAGCAUGGUGGAGAUAACGAGAGGAAGAAAGGAACGCCAUGGACUGAAGAAGAACAUAGGCUAUUUCUCCUUGGACUGAAAAAAUUCGGCAAGGGAGAUUGGAGGAGCAUCUCAAGGAAUGUAGUGAUCACAAGAACACCAACACAAGUAGCAAGUCAUGCUCAGAAAUACUUUCUCCGACAAACCUCCGGUAAGAAAGAAAGGAAACGAUCAAGCAUUCACGACAUCACAACAGUCGACAACAACUCCAUCCCCAUGCCUAUUGACCCCAAUUGGAUAUCUCCAGCCCCCAACAAUCCAACCAUUCAAUCAACUAUGCAACAGUUGAGUCCAACAAGUCACGGGCAAGACCAAGGAGCCUCACUUGGGUUCCAAAACUACCGGUUCCCAAUGUAGCUAUCGACUAGAUAACCCUUAGAAAACUACCACCAUUACUACAAUGUAAAUACACCAAAAAAAUCUGUAAAGACAAAUGUACGUACGUGCCUGGGGUUUGGUUUCGUCGUUCUUUUGGUUGCCACAGUUUAGAGAGAACCCUGUCUGUAAGUAAAUAGAGAAGAAAGGAGUUAGAAGGUAGUAGUAGUGAAUGAUUGUUAGAAACAGCAGUUAAAAGCUAAUUAAUGUAAAAGAAUUAGGGAAAAACACAGUAUAUGAAUGGAAAAACAAAAUUCUUUGUUAGAUUGUGACAAAUCCUGCAAGCAGAUUUUAGUAGCAGCAAGUUUCACUUUCA
Molecule: messenger RNA, 1228 nt
Organism: Cucumis sativus (cucumber)
Lineage: Eukaryota; Viridiplantae; Streptophyta; Magnoliopsida; Cucurbitales; Cucurbitaceae
Product: transcription factor DIVARICATA
Exons: 2
Coding region: 193-894 (233 amino acids)
Molecular function (GO): DNA binding
Source: RefSeq, a predicted model, not a curated record